Molecule: messenger RNA, 222 nt
Organism: Angiostrongylus costaricensis
Lineage: Eukaryota; Metazoa; Nematoda; Chromadorea; Rhabditida; Metastrongylidae
Source: the annotation of a GenBank genome assembly
AUGCCGACGUCGUUGAAGCGGAUUCCGCGUUCGCUGUCGGUGCCGGUGUUCCGCAAGACACCAAGGCGACUGGUGAACGUGCUGUUGUUCAAACUUCGUGACAUGCGAUUGGCCACUGUGGGAGCACUUUCUGCUGGAUUACGUAAGUAUCUUAUUUUAAUUCUAUUAAAUCUUUUCGAACGGAAUUCUUCUGGCCUCGAAAUUAUUGCUAGCAAUAAGUAA